UUUUGUGCCAACAACCCUGAUGUGUUCCUCGAAGCGGCUCUCCUGGCUCAGGAUUACUGUGAUGCCAUUGACCUGAACCUGGGCUGUCCGCAGAUGAUAGCAAAGAGAGGACACUAUGGAGUCUUCCUCCAGGAUGAAUGGGCGUUAUUAGAAAAGAUGGUCAGGUUAGCCAACGAAAGGCUCUCGGUGCCGGUCACAUGUAAGAUCCGAGUCUUCGAGGAGAUUGAAAAGACGGUUCGAUAUGCUCAAAUGCUGGAAAAAGCUGGCUGUCAGUUGCUGACCGUGCACGGCCGAACCAAAGAUCAGAAAGGUGCCAUGACGGGCGUCGCUAGCUGGGAGCACAUCAAAGCAGUGCGGGUGGCGGUAAAUAUUCCCGUGUUUGCAAACGGCAACAUCCAGCACCUGAGUGAUGUGUCGCGCUGCAUCCAGGAAACAGGAGUGCAGGGGGUCAUGAGUGCAGAGGGGAACCUCCACAACCCAGCACUGUUUGAGGGCCGCAGCCCCCCGGUGUGGGAAAUGGCUGAGGAGUAUCUGGAGAUGGUGAAGCAGUAUCCUCCCUGCUCGCUGUCUUACGUACGAGCCCACCUCUUCAAGCUCUGGCAUCACACACUGCAGAUCUAUCAGGACCUGAGGGAUGAGUUAGCUAAGGUGAAGACCCUCGAGGGUUUGGCUGAUGUGAGCAAACAGCUGAAGCAGCACUGUCAGGAGGAGAUAGCUGAGGGGAAGAAUGGAAGAGAGAACGUCAGCGACCUGCCCUUUCCUCACUGGAUCUGCCAGCCAUAUGUCAGACCAGCGCCAAAGCAGCCAAUUACUAAUGGUACUUGUCAGAGGUCAACGGUAAAGCAGACUGUGUGUCAGAAGAGGCUGCUGGAGGACGAAGAUGGAGCGGCUGAUACCCUCUCCAAAAAUAAACAGAAAAAAAGGUCCCGCAACCCCAACAAAAACUUCAGUCCUGAUCAGAAACCCAAGUACCUCAAAUGUGAACAGUGUGGCAACCCAAAGGGAAAUAAAUGUGUGUUCAACCUGUGUCGAGGCUGCUGUAAGAAGAAGGCUUUUAAAGAGGUGGCAGAUUGUCCAAGCCAUGGGCUGCGGUUCAAAACCAAGGCAGAGAAACGGAAGGCUGAAGAAGAAGAGCUGAGGAACAACACAAGGAAGGAGAGCUCAGUGAUGGAGCUAAACAGCUGCUCUCUUCAGCCGGGUCCAGACUCCAGUACAAAUCUGAAGGAACAGUCCACGGCCUAGCUGCUCCCCUGACAGAGACCGUCUCCACAUGGACAGAGAAACUCCUGCUGCUGGACUCUAACAGGGAACAGCUUAUUACUGCAGGCAGAGUUAUUUAUUGGAUAGUAAGACAGCUUUGAAACUAUUUCAGGUACAAAACAUUCCAGCCAUGCUGCUGUGAUGCAUACAGGCAGUUCUGAGAGUAAAACAUGAAACAUCUGAUAUGAACUUCAGGAUAAACUGUGACUGAAAAUAUCUUCUCAUCCUGGUCAUGUGUGUGUGGGUUUGGGUUAUUUGCAGACAUUUUUUUAGUCCAGCCUUUUCAAUCGCAUAAAGAAUCGGACUCCAUUUGUGCAUUUU
Messenger RNA from Nematolebias whitei (Rio pearlfish), 1581 nucleotides. It is a transcript of the gene dus1l, whose product is annotated as dihydrouridine synthase 1-like (S. cerevisiae). The record is from RefSeq and is a predicted model, not a curated record. Lineage: Eukaryota; Metazoa; Chordata; Actinopteri; Cyprinodontiformes; Rivulidae. The transcript has 12 exons. Bases 94 to 1242 code for a protein of 382 amino acids. Gene Ontology annotation, molecular function: tRNA dihydrouridine synthase activity.